Molecule: messenger RNA, 7757 nt
Organism: Polyodon spathula (Mississippi paddlefish)
Lineage: Eukaryota; Metazoa; Chordata; Actinopteri; Acipenseriformes; Polyodontidae
Product: PWWP domain-containing protein 2A-like
Exons: 3
Coding region: 1520-4579 (1019 amino acids)
Cellular component (GO): nucleus
Molecular function (GO): chromatin binding; histone binding
Source: RefSeq, a predicted model, not a curated record
AAUCACUGCUCUAGGUGUAGGUUAGUAGACCUGCUAUAUAGAAAAUGCAUAAAAAUGUCAAUGUCUUGCAUACACACUGCUGUAUUGAGCUUUCUAAAACUGUUGCUAUCAAAUCAAUAACUUACAUAACUAGCCUUGCCGUUGACAUUGGAUGCAAUGUGAUCAGUACCGUGGUGUGCUGUCAAAACACCAGUGGCAGUUUCUACACUCCUGUGACUCAAACACUGCAGUCUGUCUGCACCUGCUUCUUCACAAACAGUAGCAGGGAUGCAGGUCCUGCAGGAUAUGUCCUACGGUUGCCACCUGUCCUGGAUCAUCCUGGUUUUGAGGAAGGUGUCCCGGGAUUUCAAUGUCUUCUCUGGACAAAGGAUUCUGGUUUUCAGUCUUAUGCUUUCACUUCCAUGUAGAUAAGGUUACUACAGCAACACUGCAAUGCCAGUCCUGUAAGUUGUGCACACGUAAAUCAGGACAAUAUUACUGCAAUAUUAAUUGGAUAUAUCAUUGGAUGACUACAGGAUUUGUAGAGUUUCAAUUUUUAACAACGGUCCUUCUGUUCCGACAUCACGGUUUUCUUUAGAUAGGUGGGACCCCUAGUGUGUUCCCCUGGCUGCAUCAGACAUCUUCAGUACUGUAGCACUGUAACUAACAUCACUGUUCACUAACAGACGCAAGGGGCCUUGCAGAUUGAUGAUAUUGUAUGGGUGCUGAGCACUUGCCUGGUUCUGGGUUGACAACUGGUUCAAAAUUAGAUGGAAGUUAAUUUUGCAGUUUACCGUGCUUUUUAACAUACUAUUUAUUAUUACCACUUUGACCAUACUUAACUGAAUUUACCACUGUCAACGACAUUUCUAGAAGUUAUUUGUUUUUGGCAGUUAUCACAUAGUAUUCUUAAAGUACGACAAUAAUAUAUGUAUUUGUAAACAGCCCCCAAAGCCAUAAUUUGGUUACAACAACAGAACUUAAAGUAAACAAUACUUUCAGCUACAUGCAAGGUGUAUUGACUGCACACUAAUUAAUGUAUGUUCAAGUGUUACAGAUACGUCCAGUCUCCAGAAUUAGGAUGCUUGCUUGACAGAGAAUGCGACCCAUGCGGCUUCUUUUAAAACGUGUGCCUUUGUAUGUUCGUGAAAAUGCUUUGAUAUUAACACGUGGUCCACACCCAUACGUUUUCUGUAAACACUGCGAGGGGUGGCUGGUUUCAAAGAUAACAUUGAUAGGCACUUUCUUGUGCCAAUAGAAAGCCGAAGGACUUGGAAUGAACCAAUCAUCGAUUAGUAUCCUCACGAAGGGAUGCAAUUUAACGCGAAAUAAAAAGGUAUAUCAAUCAAAUUAUUUACACAGAUUUUAGCCAAUAAAAAUACUUUAUUUCAUUUUUUUCUUUGAUUGACCUGGGCAUUAGCCAUUCAGAAACAACUUGGUAGUUUAAUUGCCAAUCCCAAGUAUCUGUUCUGUAUGGUGGGUGGGCGCAUAUCCUAUCAGAGAGAGAAGGCCGAGCGUUCACUGGAAAAGCGGAAAGAAAAUGGCGGCCGUGGCUGCGGAGGCUGGAGCUGCUGCGGCAUCAACAACAUCAGCGGGAGAGAGAGUGGGUCCCGAGCCGGAUAUAGUGCAGCUAGCCCAGGCGGAACCAAAAAUCGAGUCCGAGGCUGCGAAGGAGCUUUUUUCACAAAUGGACCCAGAGCCCAUUCCUGAUAAUGGGGAUGUCGCUCCGGAAUGCAGCAGCCUGGUCAGCGCUGAGGCAGAGGGCAGGCCAGAUCCAGAUCCAGACCCAGAGGCCGCGGGAAAGCCCUAUAUUAAUCCCAGCGAGCAGCAGGAGAAUGGUACAAUGGUGUCCGUAGGAGGUGAAGUGGAGGCUGUGACCGCUCCCGCAGACCACGACCAUGGAUUGUAUGGGACAGCGGAGCGUGAGAAUGAGUAUAACGGCGGAGAUCCGGAGAUAGCGUCUGAUCCGGCUGCUGGUACCGAGGUCAGUUCUGAUGAUUUUCAAGUUUAUCCCGAACCCAGGGUUAUUUCUGAUCUAGUGGCUGAUGAGAUCUCGAAUCCAUACCCAGCUCCUGCAUUAGGAGAAGCUGAAAUGGAAGCACCUUUGUUGGAAGAACCUGUGGCAAUUUAUGAUCACAUGGUCCAUACAGAACCAGACGAGAUCGAACCCAUUCAAACGGACUGUGAAGCCCGAACUGAGAUCGAGCCAUUGCCAGAGAAUAAACCGGUUGUUGAUGGCGUGGAUACUGAUCUGAAGGAUGAGAAUGCUGCGGGGCAGUCGUUUGCGGAUUCUGGUCCACACUGUUCUUCGAUAGCGACCCAAGACUCGAACAUUAUACCGAUACUGGACAAUGACAAACUGUGUGGGGCCGAUUCAGUUCAAAAUAAAGACAAUGACGUUAACAGUACUGAUACAAUGGAGCCGUCUGUUUUAUUAGCUGAAGUAAACUCCGUUGCUUCAGAACCAGAGGAACUCGUGGUACCGCGGCCGUUCGAGACGGAAACCCAACACUGCGAACCAGAAACAAAGCCGACGGCAGGGGAGGGUUCUGUUGUGGUCCACACAGAGACAAUCGCCGAGCUAAUCCCGGGGUCCGAGGUACGGGUCAUGCUGGAUCACAUAAUCGAUGAUGCGCUGGUGGUCUCCUUCCGACUUGGCGAGAAGAUGUUCUCUGGGGUUCUUAUGGACCUGUCCAGAAGAUUUGGACCCUAUGGAAUUCCAGUGACUGUGUAUCCCAAAAGAGAAUACAGGGAUAAACCAUAUUCUAUGCAGCUAAAGACUGAAGCAUUCCAAGCAGAGAUGGAGAAGGGACAGUGUGAAGCUACAGGGGACGCCCCUGAGAACCCCGCCAAGAAUCCACUUGUGCCGACCAACCAAUGGACUUCUAAACCUCCGCCUUUGUUCCAUGAAGGAGCCCCUUACCCUCCGCCUUUGUUUAUCAGGGACACUUACAACCAGUCAAUACCUCAGCCCCCUGCGCGGAAAAUUAAAAGGCCAAAGCGCAAACUAUACCGUGAAGAGCCCACGUCUAUAAUGAACGCCAUUAAACUUCGGCCACGACAGGUACUGUGUGACAAGUGUAAGAACGGCAUUGUGCCAGACAAGAAAGAUGUGAAAAAGAGUCACUCUGACUACAGGGGUGAGGAGAGCAAAAAAAGGCGGAACGAGAGCGUGGCGACUGUGAACAAGAGGCUCCGAAGUGAGCUUAAGGUGGAGGAGAAAGGCCGCAGCACAGAGGGAGCGAAACGCCAUGCUGCCAUAGUCAAGGUCUCCAGCGUGACCCAGACCAAAGGUGGCGGCAGCAGCAGGGUAGUCAAAGUGACUGCUGCAGCUUCCCAGGUGAACAGCUCACGGGUGCAGCUCAACACCAAGAAAGUGCUGCAGAGCAAGAACGUGGAUCACUCAAAGGCACAGGAUGUGCUGAAGAGGACUAAGGAUAAAGUGCAGAAGCGGCAGCGGGAUAGCGGUGGCGGUGCCAACACGACGGGCACGGCGGCUUCCAAGGGAACCAUUCAGAAAGUCCACUUCACCCGGCGCCUCCAGAACAGCGGUGGCAAUGCGGCCCCCCUACCACCCAGGAUACGCAUCAAGCCCCAAAGGUACCGUAACGAAGAGAACAACUCUUCCGCUUGUAAAGCGGGCUUUGAUAAAGUGCAGGGCUGCUGUAAAGAGGUGCCCACGACCACUCCACCCCAUUGCACCUCGACUCGCUCCUCAGCAGGUGAGGCCACUUCCUCCGAAAACCAGAGCCCCGCUAAAAGCCCUGAACCUGAGCCCGAGCCCAAGCCUGAGCCCCAGCCCGAUCCCCAGGCCGAGCCUGAAGCCAACCCUAAGCCUGAGCCAGGGCCAGAGGCCGAGGCCACAGAUGAGAGUAAAGACCUGGUAGUGGUGUCUGAGGAGCAGGAGCAGGAGGAGAAACGGGAAAAGCGAGGCAGCAAGGGCAAUAUCACAGUUUACAUGACCUUAAAUCAGAAAAAGCCAGACUCGUCUAGUUCUUCAAUGUGCAGUAGCGAUAGCGCAGAUGACCUUAAAUCGUCCAACUCUGAGUGUAGCUCUACCGAGACCUUUGACUUUCCUCCUCCCGGCUCUUUGCACGCUCCCUCCACCUCCAGCACCAACACCACCAGCAGCACCACCACCACCAUGACCACCUCCUCCUCCUCCUCCUCCUCCUCCUUCUCCUCCUCCUCCUCCUCUUCGAAGGAAGAGAAAAAGCUCAGUAAUUCCUUGAAAGCGAAAGUCUUUUCCAAAAAUGUCUCUAAGUGCGUGACUCCAGAUGGCAGGACCAUAUGCAUAGGGGACAUUGUGUGGGCCAAAAUAUAUGGCUUCCCGUGGUGGCCGGCCCGAAUCCUUGCUAUAACCGUGAGCCGCAAAGAUAACGGUCUUUUAGUCAGACAGGAGGCCCGGAUCUCGUGGUUCGGUUCCCCGACGACUUCUUUCUUGGCCCUCUCGCAGCUCUCCCCCUUUUUAGAAAGCUUCCAGUUGCGCUUUAACAAGAAGAGAAAGGGCCUGUACCGCAAGGCCAUCACAGAGGCAGCCAAGGCUGCCAAGCAGCUGAGUCCUGAGGUGCGGGCCUUGCUGACACAGUUUGAGACGUGAAACAUGGCAGGAAAGGAAGCACAGCGACACUAACAAGCUGCUGAUUGGUCCCUGAAGUCCACUACAACUCUGCAACUUUUUGGGAGUCUACAGAGACGGGGAGAGAGGGUACCCCAUCCUGGGCACAAGAGAAUGAAAACCAUAUUUUACCUGAUGAGAAAAUAUUUUAUAAAUAGAAAAAAAAAAAAAAAAAAGAUUUUGCAAUAAGUAUUGCAUGUGUGGAAAUUCUCUAUAUUGUAAAGAUUAGGGACCCACUUUGUAUUGAUAGUGUAGCAUCCCUUUGAGUCUAUGUUUCCAUAUGGAUGUUACCCUUUUUGAGUAUUUUUUUUCUUUUAAAACGAGGGCUGUGAUAAGAAGGUUUUGCUUCCUAUAAUAUUUGGAGUGGAGCCUUGAACGGGUGGCGCUUGAAGCCCUGAUGCUGCUAAAGGUGCUAGACUUCUCGGAAUGAACCGUACUACUGGAGUGUUUCCUACUCGCUCACUCGCUUUGUCACUCACUCACACAGUGCUAGAAGCCUCCUCAGUUUAAGCACUAUAAUCCAUGCAGAGCAGCUCCGAUACAGCAUGGUGUACAGUACAGUAUGAAGUUUCUGUCUGCAAUCUAUCCAAAAUCCAUUUCGGCUGGUUACUACUUGAGGCUGAAACCAAUCUUCUGAGAUAGUUGGUUACAGUAUGUUUAGCUUUUUUUGUUAAAAAUCGAAAUUAUCCAACUGAAUCCUUGUGAAUACCUCAUUUGAAAGGCAGGGCUCCCACCUCUCUUAGCUGCCUUUCCGACUGAUAAGUCUAAUACCCGUACCAGCAAAAUCUGUCUAUGCAACUUCUUUUGGAUUCGCAUUACACGACACGCUUGGUUUUAUUAGUUAUUUGACUGGCUUUAGGCAUUGCAUGCAUUAGAUAUAUCUGCACAGUGCUUUUUUAAAAUUUUUUAUAAUGGUGACCUUUGUUCUAAAUGUUUGAUGAGCUCAGGUCACAGUUGGCUGAAGUCAGCACUCCCGGAAAAACAGGUGUCGAAAUGUGGGGUGAGUCUCAUUUCCCUGCUCCAUCAGGAUCUGGUGCCCUCCAAUGCAUUAGGGCUGGGAAGCACAACCUGAUCUAACCUAAUAAGUGAGAGUGGAGAUAUGAGUAAAAGUCAAGCACUGCCUUUUUUUCCAAAAAAAAGAGGAACUUGCUUAAUUAAGCAGGAUUAUUUUUCCUUUUUGUAUUUAAAGCUUUUGACAUUUAAAAUGCAUUCAUCAAUUGAAAAGGAUGCAUCAACCUCAGCUUACUGAAACAUAAUGCAAACGAAGCCACUUUGCAUACUACUGAUGGAAGCAUUUUGUUUUCUGCCAGUAAGGAAGCUACUUAUUUUUUUUUAAGGGAAAAAGGCAAAGCUAGAGUUGUACUCAUGUGUUGACUGUUUUUUUAAUUAAUGGUGAUUACGAUGGAUUUGACAGCUAGUAAUAGUUGGCACCUGGUGGCAAGGCUUGUAAAUGAAACUCUGAAACAAUCCUAAUGCAUGUAAUGGUGGCGGCCACUGUCUGUGUGAAACUCGCAGGGCUUUCCUUCUAACAACUCAGUCACUGUUGGACAUUACCCUGAAUAAUGAAUUUCAAAACUUGGACAUGUCAGGCACACAAGUUAAAGGGAUACUCGAAUGUCAUUUCCAUGUUCCUGAUUUUUCUUACCUGUUGUGUGCUCUGUGGGAUUCUCUUGUUUCUCAUGCUUGCUUCUGAAAAAAAACCUUAAAGCUGAGCAAGUGAGGUGUGAAAGCAUGUUAGCGUUUCACAGGCUGCAUGCACAGUGCUUCUCCUAUGGGCGCUAACAUGCUUCACCACUUCACUUCCUUUCAAUCAACAUUGAGCAAUGCUUUCAGAAGCAAUUUUGGCUGGAAUAGUUAGUAAGCAUGGCAGAUGCCUUAGUGAUCUCAGCAGAAACAGCUGCAGAGAAUUAUACAGAACACAUGUACCAGGAUAUUAGCAAGUAAUUAAGAUGCAGAUGGCCUAACAUCUCUUUAAGUUUGUCCAGCACUCGAGUGUUAUUUAUUCAAAUAAGUUUUAAGAGUCUAACAAAGCCAUAGUACUAUGUCAUAAUGCUCUUUCAUGUUACUUGUCAGACCAGUUUGUACUUUAUUGUGAUUGACUUUGUUCAAACAAUUUAAUGUUCAGUUGCUGUUUUAUGAAUCAGACAUGUUACUUCGUACAGCUAAGAAAGUGUGAAGUACAGAACACCAUUGUGGCUUCCAUGUUUGUUUGCAUGAGUACUAUCAUGGCCAUAACAUGUUUAUUUGCUUUAUUUGAGUUUAUGUAUUUGGCAGAUAUAAUUAAUUUGAUCACAAUCAUGACAGUAGUGGCUUUCUAACUGGUAAGUUAGUCUAACACACAUUUAUUCUGCAGUAUAAACACAGGCUAAAUUAAACUGCACUCCUGUGUUAAGUGGUAGGAUACAGUUGUUUUAAUUAUUUCACAAUGGUGGUGAGCAUUGGAUUUUAGUCCUAUGUUGCACUGUUUCCUUUACGCUUCACAUUUUAUAAAUAUUGAGCUUAGCCAGUGCUUGGUAUGUUUAAGGGUUGACUGAUUGUAUUUUCAUCUGUGAACUUUGAAUAUGUGUUUAAAUUAUAUCAUGUUGCAUGUGCUUCAUCGGCACAUUAUUAAUUAAUGCUUUUGUCCAGCUUGCUAGAUGCUUCAGCUAUAUGAAUAUGAGGUUGGACUGCAACAUAGUGUUAAACAAAUUAUCCUGCAAAAGUGCAAUUUUGAGCCCUAUUUUAGGCAGCAGUCUGAACAAAUACUUCUGGGCGGAGACAGGGUGAUGCCAAUCCACUGCAUUAUAACUAACCCCUCCCCCCCCUUCCCAAGUUUAAAAUCACUAAUUAUAGGGUCGGUCUGGUGCUGUUGUGAUGAUGGCAAUGCAGUAUCUCUUUUGUAAUGUUCUAAAACAUCUUCAUUUUAUAAAAAGUGAUUUAAGGAUCACAAGAAUUUUGUCAUCAAUUAUGGGGACUUUCAUCCGUUCCCCUAAAUCUAAAUGAUACAGAAUUUAAACAUGCUUUGUCAAUGUGCUUUAUGAGUUGUGCGAAUGGAACGAUGUGCUUUAUGAGUUGUGCGAAUGGAACGAUGUGCUUUAUGAGUUGUGCGAAUGGAGUGAUGUGCUUUAUGAGUUGUGCGAAUGGAACGAUGUGCGAAUGGAACGAUGUGCUUUAUGAGUUG